AUGGGUAUGGGGGCUGGGGUAGAAAAAAACCAGAGGGAGGGGGCGAUGGGUCUCGAUGGGGAAGGGGGGGAGCAUAGAAGAAAUCGGUUGCAUUGGAGCACCAUGUAUGAGAUAAGGGUAGGAACAAAAUACAAAUUGGAUUGUCUUAGAGUCUCUUCAGUUGCUCGGUUUGACAUCAACAAAGCUACAAAGCUAGACUCCGUUGAGGGGGGAGGAAUAGGUUUCUGGGAUCUGCGCAGGGAGGGGUGGGUUGCAGGUGGGGGGGGCGAUAGCUUUCCGGGUUCUGCACAGGGAGAGGGGUUGGUUGUGGGUUGUGGGUUGCGGGUUGGGGGGUGGGGGGAGGGGGGGAGCGAUGGGUUUCUGGUGGGUGGGGGGGUUACAGGGAUAGAGACGGAAGAGGUGGAUUUGGUGCUACUGGGGGAGAAGGGAUGGGGGCAAUGUGAAACAUUAAACCUUGGUCAAGGGGGCAAAGUGAAUCACUUUAACUUUAAGAGCACUUCCACCAAUUUGCCAUGGCAAAGAGCAAAGGCAAGGCAAGGGUUGUUACUAUUUAUGGGAUGUGCGUCAACACGUGACGUUCUUCUUUUGGAUGCGGUGUGGUUGUGCGUGGGCGUGCCAGCACGGUCUACCGUGCGUCGAGAUGAUGAUGAGGUUCGGAUAGAAGAUGGUUUAAAUGUUGUGCCUGUUUUGCGUUCGACUUCUAAUCAAACGAUUGUGGCCGAGAGAGGAACUGAUCUCGGCCGCGGUGCUCCAGCGCGUUGCUCAGAGAGCGACGGUCGUAUGAUAUAUGGGGUGAAUGAGACGAUAACAGAGAUGGUGCUCCGACGCCUUGAAAAUCAAGGGUUUCUUGAGCUUAGUAUUUAUAGGAGGAGUCCUAGAGGGACAAUCGAGACUGACAAGACCUGCGUGGUAGAGCCUGACCGGGGCAAGUGGGUAGUCAAAUCGGCAUUUGGGAUCGUGAAGCAUGGUGGUUUGGGGUUGAGAAGCAUGGUGGAAGGCGAAAUGCUUGACGAAACGGUAGGCGCCAGGGCCGAAGGAAAGUCCCUUCAAUUAGUUUAUGACCGUGAUUUAUUAGGCACAAACACCGUGUUGCUAGAUGCAUUCUUGGUAGAAUUACUCCCUCUCUUCGCCUUCGCCGCCUUCCUCCCAAUAGGCCACGGCUCCUUUUCGAUAGCUAGAGGUCAGGCUGGUUUGGCCUGCGGGCUGGCCCAGUUACGUGCGUCCCAUCGCUUGCCCUGGCAAGCAAGGCCUGUUGGAAGCACUUCCCAGGAUUUGGGCCCUGUCCUGCCCAGGCUGCAGUUCAUUGCUGGAAGUGCUCUUAACGUGGUUGAACAGCAGAGCAGAGCGGCAGGCCGGGAGCAGACGAUGAAAUUGUUUGACGCACACUGUCACUUGCAAGACCCAAGAAUCUUUGACAAGGCACCCCAAUUGAUUGCAGCAGCCGUUGAUUCUGGCGUUGUUCGUUUUGCUGUUAAUGGAGUCUCUGAGAAAGAUUGGCAUUUGGUCAAGCAGAUUAGUGAGUCCUAUCCUUGCGUAAUUCCCUGCUUCGGUCUCCAUCCCUGGUAUGUUGCAGAGAGGACACUCAAUUGGCUCAACACUUUAAAACAAUUCUUCGAGGCUACUCCCUCUGCUGCAGUUGGAGAGAUUGGCUUGGACAAAGGUUCACAAGGGAAGAAGGUUGAUUUCACAGAUCAGGUUAAUGUAUUCAGGCAACAACUUGGAAUUGCAAAAGAGUUAAAAAGGCCAGCAUCCAUCCAUUGUGUUCAUGCUUUUGGAGAACUUCUUCAGAUAAUGAAGGCCCGUAGGUUGAUUCUGCAGUUAGAUGUUUUCAUGCAGAACAACCUUGGAGAAGGCAUAAUUUGCUUUUCCAUGGCAUCUUUGGGUCCUUUUCCUGCUGGCGUCAUUCUUCAUUCUUACCUAGGUUCUGCUGAGAUGGUUCCUGAAUUUGCCAAUCUAGGUGCUUACUUUUCUUUCUCUGGAUUUCUUAUGUCCAUGGAAGUACACAAGGCAAAGAGGAUGCUGAAGAUGGUGCCUUCUGAAAGAAUUUUACUGGAGACAGAUGCACCUGAUGCAUUACCCAAGUCUGAGUUAGAUUCUGCGCAUCUGGUUGAAGGAGCUUCCCUCCCUGAAGAGCUUCAGUCAAUAGAAAUUUCCUCAGCUCCAUUUGAUGGUGCAAGAGAUGUAUCAACAUUUCCAAAAGAAGCACUAAAUCACCCAGAAAAUAUUCACAAGGUACUCAUCUAUGUAGCAUCUUUGGUAGAGAUGACCAAAGAAGAACUCGCUGAAGUAACUUACCAAAAUGCAUUGAGCAUUCAUGAGUUUAGCAUGAGAGAGAGAGAGCUACAAUUUCCAGAAGAGAAGAUGAGAGGAGAUGGAGGAAUAUGGCUCGAAAUUGCAGGGGUUUCUGGGAUGAGAGAUGAUGAUUGCUCUAUGGAUGUGUGUUUAUGGAAAGAGAGGAAGAAGAUGGAAGCAUGGGUGGCUUUAGCAUAUUUCCAGCAGCUUGACGAAAGCUUCAUCAAGCUCCUGGGUGAUUUGACAGAAGAGAAAAUAGGAAGCAAUGGAAGAACAAGGCUUGAAAUCGAAGGGGUUUCAGAGGGGAUGCUUGCCUUCGAUGAAUUCUUAUGGUUGCUGGGAGGCUUGCAGCAACCAAGGCAGCUGGACUUCUCCAUGUGGGCGAUGAGCCAUCCACUUUUGUUUCUUGUUUUCUUACCAAAGCUUGAAGAGAAAGAAUGGGUAAGGGUGCUAGUCAAAAAAGUGGCCUGUGAGUUUGCUCAGGCUGCUGGAGACAACCUAUUUGAUCAAGCUAUUGGGACACUCCUCUCUCAUGCUUAUCCAUAUGUUUGGGCUCAAGAAAUGAGCUCGAGUUUUGGUGCUCCUAGGCAGCCCAAAACUUCAACUUCUUGGCCCAUCAAUGAGCCUCGUGAAUACUUGGCGAAAAGACUAGAAGAAGAGCUUUUCGCACACGAGAUUGCCGGUGGCGAUGUGAGGGACGCUAAGGAGGUUGGAGAGGCUAGAGGCAUAGGUGCCUUUGCCAACGUCUGGGAAGUCAGGGAAGACCCAUGGACAUUCAUGUCCGUCAUGUUGCAUAAGAAGCGAAUUUUUGUUGAUGAUAGAAGAAGGCGUUGUGACGUCAAUUUCAGAAUUUAG
This is a messenger RNA of Prunus armeniaca (apricot), 3147 nucleotides long. The record is from the annotation of a GenBank genome assembly. NCBI's taxonomy places the organism in Eukaryota, Viridiplantae, Streptophyta, Magnoliopsida, Rosales, Rosaceae.